GCGGCCCUGACCUUCCCGGGAUCGCUGGGCGCGGCCGGGCCGUCCCCUUUCCGGGCGCCGCCAUAAAGGGGCCUUGUGGGGGCCCGGGCCGUGGCCGCAGCGCUCAGCUCCUGCGCCCCGACCCCGCCAUGGCCCCCCGGCCCCUCCUGCUGCUGCUGCUGCUCCUCGGGGGCUCCGCCGCGCGCCCCGCGCCCCCCAGGGCCCGGCGACACUCAGACGGGACGUUCACCAGCGAGCUCAGCCGCCUGCGGGAGGGCGCGCGGCUCCAGCGGCUGCUACAGGGCCUGGUGGGGAAGCGCAGCGAGCAGGACGCAGAGAACAGCACAGCCUGGACCAGGCUCGGCGCAGGUCUGCUCUGCCCGUCAGGGUCCAACAUGCCCAUCCUGCAGGCCUGGAUGCCCCUGGACGUGACCUGGUCUCCCUGGCUGCCCCCUGGGCCCAGGCCUGGGGUUAUGGUUUCAGAACCAGCUGGCGCUGCUGCAGAAGGAACCUUGCGGCCCAGAUGAGGAAGGAACCCCCUCACCACCUGCCCGGCCCAGGAGCGCAGCUGCAUUUGGGGUGGGGGGCAGGAUGGGGGAGAGGGGGAGGGGUGGUACUUGGCACCAAUAAAGGAGGAAUCAGACCCAGACGCUGGGAGUUGUCUGUGUCCACUUGGUGUAAUCGAGGCAACCCCUGUGUAGCGGGGCUGAGGGAUGGAUGGAGGCCCAUCCAUCCAGCAGGGACUGAC
Molecule: messenger RNA, 727 nt
Organism: Gorilla gorilla gorilla (western lowland gorilla)
Lineage: Eukaryota; Metazoa; Chordata; Mammalia; Primates; Hominidae
Gene: SCT
Product: secretin
Exons: 4
Coding region: 129-506 (125 amino acids)
Biological process (GO): positive regulation of pancreatic juice secretion; positive regulation of somatostatin secretion; brain development
Cellular component (GO): extracellular region
Molecular function (GO): hormone activity
Source: RefSeq, a predicted model, not a curated record